AUGGCCCUCACACAAACGACGGCGAUCACGAACACCCACACGGCGGCGCUAACACACAGCGAGCCCCAGGAAGCCGUCAGAUUCCAGGCUCUGAAGACCAUCGCAAGCGUUCGAGGCGAAAGCCAAAAGAGGACUAUUCAACCAAAAAUAAUACCCCUAAAGUUCCAAAGAUUCCAGAGGUUCCAGAAGACGGCGCUGACAGAAAGCAAGUCUCAGGAAGCUGUCAGAUUCCAGGCUCUGAAGACCGUCGCAGGCGUUCGAGGCGAAAGCCAAAAGAGGACUAUUCAACCAAAAAUAUUACCCCUAAAGUUCCAAAGAUUCCAGAGGCUCCAGCAGACGGCGCUGACAGAGAGCGAGUCUCAGGAAGCCGUUGAGGUCAAAGUUCUAGAGACCGUCCCAAGAGUUCGAGAAGAGAACCGUCCACGCGAAGAUACUAUCCCCGAGGACAACCCUAACAGAAAACAAUAA
Messenger RNA from Talaromyces rugulosus, 468 nucleotides. RefSeq lists its product as uncharacterized. Lineage: Eukaryota; Fungi; Ascomycota; Eurotiomycetes; Eurotiales; Trichocomaceae. The record is from RefSeq and is a predicted model, not a curated record. The transcript has a single exon. The coding region runs from base 1 to 468 and encodes 155 amino acids.